This is a messenger RNA of Meyerozyma guilliermondii ATCC 6260, 765 nucleotides long. RefSeq lists its product as uncharacterized. The coding region runs from base 1 to 765 and encodes 254 amino acids. Gene Ontology annotation, cellular component: membrane. The transcript has a single exon. The record is from RefSeq and is a predicted model, not a curated record. Gene Ontology annotation, molecular function: transmembrane transporter activity. NCBI's taxonomy places the organism in Eukaryota, Fungi, Ascomycota, Pichiomycetes, Serinales, Debaryomycetaceae.
AUGGGCUUUUUGACUGACCCACUCAAGCGACUCAAAUGGGGGUUUAUACCUACCAGACGUGAGGUAGAGGACGAGAUUGAAGUGGAUGUGGUGGAGGUUAAGUCUGAUGAGAAAGCCGACGUUUCAAGCGAUUCUACCGCUGACGGCCCGGUAUUGGAAUAUCGCGAUGAGCUGCAACGCAAAUGGUAUAAAUUCUUUGACGAGUACGAAUACCGUCUUAAUAGUAAGACCAGAAGUCAACACAAGUGGUUCAAAUGGUUUAAUGAAACCGAUACCGCCGCGGAGCGCAAAUUGAUUACCAAACUCGACAUCCUCUUAACGUUCUAUUCACUCAUGGCAUACUGGGUCAAGUACUUGGACCAAACCAACAUUAAUAAUGCUUAUAUCGGAGGCAUGAAGGAAGGUGUGGGCAUGAAAGGAAACGAUUUGGUCAAUGUUCAAGUCAUGUUCAAGAUUGGUAACAUUAUUUUUCAGAUUCCAUUCAUGUACGCUCUUUAUGGUUUACCACUCAACUUUGUGCUUCCUGCCCUCGAUGUGUGUUGGUCCAUUUUGACGGUUUGCAUCUACAAGGUGGAGCAUGUGGGACAACUUAAGGCAAUAGUGUUCUUUGUGGGAGCUUUCGAAGCACCAGCUUAUUUGGCUUAUCAGUACCUUUUUGGGUGUUGGUACAAGGUUGAUGAAAUGGCUCGUAGAUCCAUGAUUUAUUACUUUGGACAAUUCCUCGGCUUGAUGACUAGUGGACUCUUAAGUGGUGCCAUAGAAUGA